GCACUCGAUCCAUUAGAAGUAAUGCCCUGAGAACAGAGACGAUGGGCCUCAAUAUUUCUGUUUGAUCUGCCAGUGAUCAUCAAGUCAUUUUCUCGGUGUCAUUUCUCAAGAUGAUCAAGGUAGUGACAAAUCUCUUGCGUUUCCUCGUGAUCAGCUCCAUUUCCAGUGUCAUUCUUGUGGUGGUACACCGUUCUCCGUGCUCGUACCACCCCAAUAACUUACCAGCAGCGCAUAAAGAAGAACCGGCCCAGCUUGUGGCUAGUAGUAAUGGAACAACUCAUCAGGUUGCUGCUGCCUCGUCUUCCGAUUCCGACGACGACAAGCUUUCCGAGCUGCUGAGACGAGCUGCCACGGAGGACAACAAGACGGUGAUAAUGGCCAUCACAAACGAGGCGUGGACAGCUCCCGGCUCGCUCACGGACCGCUUCCUGGAGAGCUUCCGCACGGGCGUGAAGACGGAGGCCCUGCUGAAGCACCUCCUCAUCGUCACCGUCGACGCCAAGGCGCGGGAGCGGUGCGCGCGGGCGCACCCGCUCUGCUACGCCCUGGACGUCGGCGGCGCCGACUUCACGUCGGAGCAGCGGUACAUGGCCGAGGACUACCUGGACAUGAUGUGGCGCCGGGUCAGGUUCCAGGGCCGCGUCCUGGAGCUCGGCUACAGCUUCCUCCUCACGGACGUGGACAUCGUGUGGUUCCGGAACCCGCUGCUGCGCGUCCCGGUGGCGGCGGACAUGGCCAUGGCGUGCGACCGGUUCCGCGGCGACAACCCCUACGACCUGGACAAGGGCGCCAACGCCGGGCUGGUGUACGCCAGGGCCAGCGCGCGGACGGCCGAGUUCUACCGCGUCUGGUACGAGGCCAGGACCCUGUUCCCGGGCAACAAGACGCAGGACGUGUUCGAGAAGGUCAAGCACCAGCUGACGGCGAGGCUUGGCGUCACGCUGCAGUUCGUCGACACCGCCUACUUCGGCACCUUCUGCGACCGCCAGAGGAAGGAGAAGGACUUCAACAAGCUCUGCACCUUCCAUGCCAACUGCAUCCUGGGGCUCAAGAACAAGGUGCACAAGCUGCGCGCCGUCCUCAACGAGUGGAAUCAGUUCAAGGCCGCCGCCAGCAACAACGGCACCACUCUUAUUACGUACUGAAUUAAUUUUAGUUUCUGGUCGCAUCCCAUCGUGUUUAUCUAAUUUCUUGCUCCUCGGAAAAAAAUAUUUGCAAAAUGUAAUGUACCUGAGUAGUAAAUUUGGAGUUUCUUGCUAAUCCCAUAUAUGUCAUUUAAUUUUAACUCUAUUGUAUUUUGGUUAAAUAUACAC
Sorghum bicolor (sorghum) is the source of this 1313-nucleotide messenger RNA. RefSeq lists its product as uncharacterized. Bases 111 to 1145 code for a protein of 344 amino acids. NCBI's taxonomy places the organism in Eukaryota, Viridiplantae, Streptophyta, Magnoliopsida, Poales, Poaceae. The record is from RefSeq and is a predicted model, not a curated record. The transcript has a single exon.